This is a messenger RNA of Kuraishia capsulata CBS 1993, 273 nucleotides long. RefSeq lists its product as uncharacterized. The record is from RefSeq and is a predicted model, not a curated record. The transcript has a single exon. NCBI's taxonomy places the organism in Eukaryota, Fungi, Ascomycota, Pichiomycetes, Pichiales, Pichiaceae. Bases 1 to 273 code for a protein of 90 amino acids.
AUGUUAAACGCAGACCAGGCUGAUAUGGGUUCCAAGAUCAACUUCAUUUUCACGGGUAUGUCAUUCUUGUCGAUUUUUGUGUUCUACUUCAUCCAACCGGAAACCGCUGGAAGGUUUUUUAAAGAGAUCGACGAGUUGUAUGAUAAAAACAUUCCCCUAAAGGAGUGGAAGUUAUACAAGACUCAGAAGCAACAAGAUAGCGAUAGGUUCUAUGACGAUUUGAAGCAGGAAGUUUCUCACGCUGAGUAUGAUUUUGAGCCAGAAGAAAUUUGA